This is a messenger RNA of Panicum hallii, 1052 nucleotides long. Its product is annotated as ras-related protein Rab7-like. The transcript is spliced from 7 exons. Lineage: Eukaryota; Viridiplantae; Streptophyta; Magnoliopsida; Poales; Poaceae. Gene Ontology annotation, cellular component: vacuolar membrane. Bases 141 to 761 code for a protein of 206 amino acids. The record is from RefSeq and is a predicted model, not a curated record. Gene Ontology annotation, molecular function: GTP binding; GTPase activity.
CCCCUCCCCCCCACCCCCGACAAGACAACGCAACGCAUCGCGGCGGCGGCUCCCGCUGUCCCUCUGGUCAGGUCUCCCUCCCGUCUCCCCUCCCAAUCCCCGCCCGCGAGAUCGCCGCCCCAGGGGGGCCCUAGAUCCCGAUGGCCUCGCGCCGGCGCACCCUGCUCAAGGUCAUCAUCCUCGGCGACAGCGGGGUUGGGAAGACGUCCUUGAUGAACCAAUACGUGAACAAGAAGUUCAGCAACCAGUACAAGGCUACGAUUGGCGCGGAUUUCCUCACCAAGGAGGUGCAGUUCGAGGACAGGCUCUUCACUUUGCAAAUAUGGGACACAGCUGGUCAGGAAAGGUUUCAGAGUCUUGGUGUUGCAUUUUACCGGGGAGCAGAUUGUUGUGUCCUAGUCUAUGAUGUUAAUUCUAUGAAGUCAUUUGAUAAUCUGAACAACUGGCGUGAAGAGUUUCUAAUUCAGGCUAGCCCAUCAGAUCCGGACAACUUCCCUUUUGUUCUUUUGGGUAACAAAGUUGAUGUAGAUGGUGGCAACAGCCGUGUGGUCUCCGAGAAGAAGGCAAAGGCAUGGUGCGCCUCUAAAGGGAACAUCCCAUACUUUGAAACAUCUGCGAAGGACGGAACAAAUGUCGAAGAUGCUUUCCAGUGUAUCGUAAAGAACGCACUGAAGAAUGAACCAGAGGAAGAACUGUAUGUGCCGGAUACCGUGGAUGUGGUGGGUGGCAACCGGACCCAGAGAUCAUCUGGUUGCUGUUAAAGCAUGACGCGUCAGAGGUGUCACGAUCAUCGGCUCUGCAGUAACCAAGCAUACCUUCUCCAUUGCUGGGUCUCCAUGGUUCUCAAUGUCAUUUGUUACCUUUCCAGUCUCCUGCUAUGUACCCAAGGUCGGCUGUCCCCCAUGCUGUCGAUUCGUGGACGUUGUGCAGUUCCAUCAGUAGCGUCAUAUCUUGUGAAUACAAUUCGGUGAAAUAAGAGAAGUGUAAACUAAAGUUCAUCCGUUAUGGUCUUGUGUGCCGAUAGAAUAUGAAUUUUGUCCAUCUCAGAAUCA